AUGCAUUAUUGGCGUCGCGUUUUUUUUUUACUAAAUUUUGAAAAAUUCAGGUUAAAGGGAGAAUAUAUCACUGUAAACGGAUUUGAUUCUCUUCACGUGACUGGAGAUCAAUUCCAUACUAAGAUGCUUCCAAUGUAUUUUGAACCGAGGAUGACUAUAAUAGAAGUUAACAGUGGAAAGUGCACGUUUACUUUUCAUUAUUGGGUGUAUAUCAACAUCAAAGCCUAUAAUCACAUCGGGGUGGUUCACUGGUUUAUUUGUACCAAAAUAAUGAGUGGGAACAACUUAAGUUCUGCUAACCAUCUGGAUAGCGAGAAACUAACAGAAUUAUUGAGGAAGAAGUAUCCUUUUUUGGUGAUGUAUGAUGGGAAGAACGAUGUAAUAGAUCUUGGAAAGUUUUAUUUAGGAUUUGCACAUUUUAUGUCGCGAGAAAUUACUUUUGCGGAGCAAAUCAGCAGCGAAUUUAUAUUCGCCUUCAUGCGAAUAGACUCAGAAAGAAGACGUCUUGAGCAUGAUGACGAAUUGUUUUCCAAGGCAUCCGAUGAUCUUUUGGCUACAAGAAGAAAUAUAAACAGAUGGGCUAAAGAGUUAGAAGUGCAAAUACUUCCUAUUGUACUCUCUGCAUACCAAAUUCUUGCAGGUGAUUUAACUGAGGGAGUAGAGAAGAUAAAGGAAGCACUUAGGGAUGAAACUUUGGAUGGAUUAGCCAUAAGACUCAAUAUCCUUUCAGCGUAUGCUAUCGAUAUUAUUAACGAAGUGAUAACUAUUUAUCCGGAAAUGUACAACCUGUCGGUAUCUAAUAAGAGAAGUCUUGGGGAUUACUCUCUACACCUCACAUUAGCAAGUCUUCUUUUGCAGUCUCUUCAUCUAUUUGCCGACCUUUGUGAACGCCAUCCGAAUUUAUACCAACGAUCGUUGCAACCUUUCACUUAUGAACAAUUCCAGAUAGAAUUGCAGGAAAAGUCGGAAGCAGUUACCAAGAUCAACGAGGAAUACGAGGAACUUAUUAAAAGCAUUACGACCAUAACAUUUAACAAUGUAAUAAAUUACAUGAAAGACAAGAAGACAAAACUACGAGACACUUCUAAAGAAUACCUUUCUAAAGAAUAG
Molecule: messenger RNA, 1110 nt
Organism: Kluyveromyces lactis
Lineage: Eukaryota; Fungi; Ascomycota; Saccharomycetes; Saccharomycetales; Saccharomycetaceae
Exons: 1
Coding region: 1-1110 (369 amino acids)
Source: RefSeq, a predicted model, not a curated record